This is a messenger RNA of Diospyros lotus (date-plum), 1515 nucleotides long. Its product is annotated as WAT1-related protein At4g08300-like. Gene Ontology annotation, cellular component: plasma membrane. Gene Ontology annotation, molecular function: transmembrane transporter activity. Bases 93 to 1313 code for a protein of 406 amino acids. The record is from RefSeq and is a predicted model, not a curated record. The transcript has 7 exons. Lineage: Eukaryota; Viridiplantae; Streptophyta; Magnoliopsida; Ericales; Ebenaceae.
UCAUUAAUUCUACUGCAUGUAUCUACUACCUACUUACUAGUUGUUGUUUGGAGGGUGAGAAAUUAUAAGCAGCAGAUCGUAGAGAGGGAAAAAUGGGAGACCAAAGCUCAAGUGGGAUGCUUUGCCUCAUGGUCAAUAAGUUAAAACCAUACUUGAUUAUGGUCUCCCUGCAGUUUGGAUAUGCAGGCAUGUAUAUCGUCACCAUGCUCUCUUUGAAGCGCGGUAUGAACCAUUUUGUACUUGUGGUGUAUCGCCAUGCAGUUGCCACGCUUUUUAUCGCUCCCUUUGCUCUUGUCCUCGAAAGGAAAACAAGGCCAAAGUUGACUCUCUCAGUCUUCCUGAAAGUAAUGGCACUUGCUUUAAUAGAGCCAGUGAUUGACCAAAACUUGUACUACUUGGGCAUGAAGUACACAUCCGCAACAUUUGCAUCAGCAGUUGUGAACGUCCUCCCUGCCCUCACCUUUAUAAUGGCAAUUAUUUUCAGGUUGGAGAAAGUUAACUUGAAGAAGAUAUACGGGCUAGCAAAGGUGAUUGGAACUGUAAUUACAGUAACAGGAGCUAUGGUGAUGACACUGUACAAAGGCCCCAUUGUUGAUAUCAUAUGGUACUCUCAUGCUACAAACCACCACAAGGCCACCUCAGCUUCUACUGGUCAGCAUUGGGUCACCGGCACCAUCAUGCUUCUGGCUUGUACUGCUGGCUGGUCUGGUUUCUUCAUAUUGCAGUCCAUUACACUGAAGCAAUAUCCAGCAGAGCUGUCCCUGACAGCUCUAAUAUGCUUGAUGGGCACGGUGGAAGGAGCAGCUGUGGCACUUGCCAUGGAACGAGACAUGUCCGCCUGGGUCAUCGGCCUCGACUCCAGACUUCUUGCUGCAGUUUAUUCCGGGGUGGUUUGCUCUGGAAUCGCAUACUAUGUCCAAGGUCUUGUAAACAGGGUUCGAGGUCCAGUGUUCGUGACGGCUUUCAACCCUCUCUGCAUGAUCAUCACUGCCGUUCUUGGCGCCAUCGUCUUAGCCGAAAAAGUCCACUUAGGAAGCUUGAUUGGAGCCAUAAUCAUAGUUUCCGGUCUAUACUUUGUGGUGUGGGGCAAAAGCAAAGAUCCGUUGGUCUCACAAACAUCGACGUGCGAUGAUGAGAAAGCCAGAGACAAAUUAGGCGCCUAUGAACUGCCCGUAGUUGUUGAUAGCAGCAAAUCAACCCCUAGCAUUGAUGAUACUGCUUGUAAUGCUUGUGGAGCUGCCGGCAAGUCCACGAUCAAUCCCGGGAAAGUAAUCUUCUCCUCCAUACCCGUACCCAUACCCAAUAAUAAAUGACACUCCGAGCUGCUUAAUCUCAAGCAAUCCUUUCCCCUCCACUUUGGGAUUAUCCAUGUCAACAGUAUUACAAUAUAUAUAUCUAUGUGUACUGUAGCUCUUAAUUUCCAUAUACGUACUUUGACAACAGGCGGAGCUUAAUUAUUAUGAAGAAUUACUACUUUUUGUCCGUGCAUGAAUGACAUGGCCUUUCUUAAUCAGC